Molecule: messenger RNA, 975 nt
Organism: Lactuca saligna
Lineage: Eukaryota; Viridiplantae; Streptophyta; Magnoliopsida; Asterales; Asteraceae
Source: the annotation of a GenBank genome assembly
AUGAAAGACAUAGAAAACCAUAACAACGAAGCACCUUCUACAAAUACUACACAAAGCCUAGAUAGUUAUCUAAUUCCCCUAAAAGAAAUAAAAAAGGCAACGGGAGACUUCAAUUUAGAAACGCGGAUUGGAAAAGGCGGAUUUGGUGUUGUUUACAAAGGAGAACUCAGGAAAAAUUUCACAGUUGCCAUUAAAUGCCUUGAUCCUGAAUGUCACCAAGGAAACAACGAGUUUCGUACUGAGCUUAGGUUGAUCUCCAGAUUUAACCAUCCAAACAUCAUCCGUUUUGUUGGUUAUUGUGAUGAAAACGAGAGAAUGAUUAUAGUUUACGAGUAUGCAAGCAACCAUAGCCUUGAUUUUCAUCUCGAAAACCCUAUAAAGAGGCGUUGCCUAACCUGGGUGCAACGCCUCAAGAUUUGCUUAGGGGCAGCAAAAGGACUCGAUUACCUUCACUCGGGUCUAGGGAAAGACAAAAGAGUAAUACAUAGAGACGUUAAGAGUGGGAACAUAUUGCUAGAUGAAAAUCUAGAAGCAAAAAUUAGUGAUUUUGGUUUAUCAAAAGAAGGUCCUAGAAAUCAACAAUCUACCCAAUUCUAUACAAAAGUUGCGGGUACCAACUUCUACUUGGAUCCGGUUUACCAUGAAAGUGGCAUCCUUUCUAAAGAGUCAGAUGUGUACUCGUUUGGAGUUGUAUUGUUUGAACUGUUAAGUGGGAGGUUGGCUUAUCAUCUAACGAAGUUUAUAGAUGGGAACCCACAAUAUUUGAUAAAUCUAGUUCGACGCUACUAUAAUGAGAAACCAGAGAAAUUAAUCGAUCCAUACAUAAGAGAACAAAUUGAUAGCCGUUGUUUUCAUAGGUUCAAAGAACUUGCAUAUCAUUGCAUAAGCUUGAAUUCAAAGGAACGCCCUACGAUGGGCACAAUCAUUGACACGAUUGAGGAUGAGAUGGAUUUUCAAGUAAGUCGUUUUAUGUAA